This is a messenger RNA of Megalobrama amblycephala (Wuchang bream), 2814 nucleotides long. It is a transcript of the gene nadka, whose product is annotated as NAD kinase a. Lineage: Eukaryota; Metazoa; Chordata; Actinopteri; Cypriniformes; Xenocyprididae. Gene Ontology annotation, molecular function: NAD+ kinase activity. Gene Ontology annotation, biological process: NADP+ biosynthetic process; NAD+ metabolic process. Bases 206 to 1516 code for a protein of 436 amino acids. The record is from RefSeq and is a predicted model, not a curated record. The transcript is spliced from 12 exons.
CGCUCCGCUCGUGUAUAUCUGACAGCUGAAGAGAGGCUGUUGAACCCGGUUACCUUCACCGUCCCGACACAUUCAGCGAUGGAAGCAUUAAUACUCUUCAUUCAGAGUCAAAGAGGAUAACGCCUGCUGUGUUGUUAGCCUUAUAGUGGGCUAAAUAUCCGCUUGUUUGUUUGUGUUUUGAAAGGAUCGGGAUCGAGCCUGUGAGAUGGAGAAUUCUGGAGAGUCUAAAUGGACAAAGUCAGAUGCGAGCUCAGAGCCUUUUCCCUACUGUUGCUCAGCCUGUGAUAGCAGUGAGGAGCCUUUCCGUGGAAAAGUCUUCCGGAACAGAACUAAAGCCAGGAGUAUGUCUACGCCAUCAGCACCUUGCUCUGCUAAGUUCAGGAGGACACAGUCACUUCAUGGACCAAGCCCUGUCACCACAUUUGGGCCCAAAGCCUGCAUGCUGAAAAAUCCUAAAGCUGUCAUGCAUAUUCAGGAUCCAGCCAGUCAGAGGUUGACAUGGAACAAGCCACCCAAAAGUGUCCUUAUUAUAAAGAAAAUCAGAGACGCCAGUCUGCUACAGCCUUUCAAAGAACUCUGUGUUUUCCUGACACAGCAAAAAAAUAUGAUUGUUUAUGUGGAGAGAAAAGUCAUUGAAGAUCCAGCCAUUGCUAAUGAGGGCUUUGUCUCUGGCAAGAAGAACUUUUGCACUUUUAGAGAAGAUUAUGAUGAUAUUUCCAAUUGUGUCGACUUCAUCAUUUGCUUGGGAGGAGAUGGGACUUUGCUGUAUGCUUCCUCUCUCUUCCAGCAGAGUGUGCCUCCAGUCAUGGCCUUCCAUUUGGGUUCUCUGGGCUUUCUUACACCAUUUAACUUCGACACAUACCAAUCUCAGGUCAACCAGGUUAUAGAAGGAAAUGCUGCAAUCAUUUUACGCAGUCGUCUGGAAGUGAAGGUAGUGAAAGAAUGCAGAGAGAAGGAACCUGUGGAAGAAACGAGUUUAAUCAUCACUAACGGAGACUCUGAACCCAAACACAAAACUAUGCAGUAUCAAGUGCUGAAUGAAGUUGUUGUAGACAGAGGUCCGUCAUCCUACCUCUCUAAUUUGGACUUGUUUCUGGAUGGUCACCUGAUCACCACUGUUCAGGGAGAUGGUGUGAUAGUGUCCACUCCCACAGGAAGCACCGCAUACGCAGUAGCAGCAGGUGCCUCGAUGAUCCAUCCGAACGUUCCAGCCAUCAUGAUCACGCCCAUCUGCCCUCACUCCCUGUCCUUCAGACCCAUCGUCGUGCCUGCUGGCGUUGAGCUCAAGAUUAUGCUGACCCGUGAUGCCAGAAACACGGCCUGGGUGUCUCUCGAUGGCAGGAAACGGCAGGAGAUUGCAUAUGGGGACAGUAUCACCAUCACGUCGUCUUGCUUCCCUGUUCCUUCCAUCUGUUUCCGUGAUCCGGUGAACGACUGGUUCGAGAGUCUGGCCCAAUGUUUACACUGGAACGUUCGCAAGAGACAGAGCCAUCUGAGUUCUGAGGAAGAGUUCUGAACACAUUCCCAGCUUUCCCAACACUAUUACUGAACACAUGUCCUUUUAACAGACUUUUAACAGUGAAUCUCAUAAAACACAAACCGGUCUCAUUUCAUCCGAUUACAAUAUUAUAUUUUGCUUAAAAAAAAAAACUAUUUUGAGGACCAUUAAGACUUUAUGAUAUUUUUCCCCAGAACUUUUUGAGUGUGUGUAAUUCUGAUUAUUCUCAGUACUGUAACAGUCUUUAUUAUUGUAUGACAGUAGAAAACUACUGCUAAACAAUGAUUGUUUUAUUUAAAUAUGCAUAAAUGAAAAACAGUACAAUGACUACAGCCAUGAUGUAUAAAUACUUAAGAGGUUACCCUUUUUUUAUUGGUAAAUUUUCAUUACAGGUAAGCAUUUUUUUUGCAUUACAGUAAUGAGAAUUUUGGGGAAAAGUGUGAAAAAUUCUGAAGGCUUUGUUUUUUUUCCUCCUUGAAAUUUUGGAUGAAAUAUGACCCCAUUAUGCGUGGCCACAUAUUCUUGGCACGUUUUAUGAAAAUUACUUUUUAAUUGACAUCCGUGCAUUCCAUUACAACUUUAAGUGAAGUAACAUGUAUUGUCAGUUUUGGGCUGACAAGGUCAUUUAAAGCAAUAACUGAAUUUCAAUCGAUUAUAUUGUGCCUUAUAGAGCAUUGCAUCAAAGUCAGUCAUUUGGGGGAAAUUUAUUUAUUUAAAAUGUAUCAUACAUCUUGGUUAUCGAUAUAGUACAUAUCUGAGCUUGAAUAUUCACUCUUUUCUUUUUUUCUUUUUUUUUUUUUCUUUAUUAUUGUUCCAUUAUUGUCUUACAGGCCAAGCCGCCUAAUUAACAAUGAAUUCAAUGAGUUUCACAAAAACGACCACAGGAAAAGUGCACACUACAAAAAAAUUCAUUGUGUCCAUGAUCAAUGUACAAAAAUGUGUAAUAUUUUCAAUCAUAAAGACAAACAUAUAAAUCAGGUUCUUUUUUUUUUUUCAGUUCUGCUCUGAAAGUAUUUAAAGAUGGCCUGAAGCAAAUCAAUAACAAUAGUACUUAUCAAGGCUCCUGAAAAUCAUUCAGGUUGAUGUUUUUGUUUGUUUUUGCAAUAGUCUAUUGAAUUAAAAUGUAAGAUUUUUAUAUCAGAAUAUGAGAUAAAACAUUUUGUAACAGCUUCACAAUUUAUCAUUGACCUUUUACUCCGUUUACAUCAUAUCUGAUCUCUGCUUCUGUGUUUUACGACAUGAUGUCAGAAGCCAGGAUUUAUUUACUGUCAGAACUUUUUAUUAUUAAAAAGAACAUUUUCAUAGCAAAAAAAAAA